UUUAAAUGUGUGUGAGGGAGAGAGCGAAAUGGCUGCGCAGGUCGCUGCGGUACGCGCCGUGUCCCGGGGCGCGGAAGAGACGCCUUCGCUGCCACUCGGUGACCGGCCUGGUCGACCGAGGGGUGGAGGGAGGAAGCGGAAAGGUCCUCUCGGGGAUGCCGGGAGCUGCAAGAGGGCGAAGUUGAGCCAGCCCCCGCUUACGGUGAGGCCCUCUCAGGCAGAGCCUCCGCUGCCGCCGGCCUCCGUUCCCGGCCUCCCAGCGACUCCUGCCGUGCCUUCCGCCCCCGCUGGGCUUUUUACUUUCUCUCCGCUUAGCCUGUCCCCGCAGGCCCUGCACUGCGAGCGACGACAUCACCACCGACACCGGCACCGUCCGGACAGUGGGGACUCGGAGCCUGGCCAUUCCUCUGGGGAGAAGCCCCACAAGGGUAGGCGGGGAAGCUCCGGUGACGGGGCUCUCGGGCGGCCCAGCAAACGAGAAACCAGAGAUGAAAAUGGCAAGACGGAAAGAUCUGACAGUCUUAUUGUAAAGAAAAUAAAGAAGAAGAAGAAAAAGAAACAUAGAGAAGACAUGAGAGGGAGGCAUCUGAAAAUGUACAACAAAGAAGUACAGACAGUGUGUGCUGGUCUUACCCGUAUCAGCAAAGACACUUUGACUCCAGGGGAGAGUGAUAAUUUGGAAGAGAACAAGGAAUCUUUUAGGUAUCUAAAAGACGAACAGCUGUGUCAGUUGAAUGUGGGCAUGGAGGAAUAUAGGAUACCCCAGGGGGUGCAGUCUCCAUUUACUACUCACCAGGAGCAUUCUGUUCGCAACAGCUUCUUAAAAACAGGCACUAAAUUUAGUAAUUUUAUUCAUGAAGAACAUCAAUCAAAUGGAGGAGCUCUAGUUCUUCAUGCCUAUAUGGAUGAACUCUCAUUUUUGUCUCCAGUGGAGAUGGAGAGAUUUGCAGAAGAGUUUCUUGCUUUGACAUUCAGUGAAAAUGAGAAAAAUGCAGCUUAUUACGCUCUAGCGAUAGUUCAUGGGUCAGCUGCAUACUUGCCAGACUUCUUGGAUUACUUUGCUUUCAAUUUCCCUAGCACUCCAGUGAAAAUGGAAAUCCUUGGUAAAAAAGAUAUUGAAACAACCACCAUUUCAAACUUUCACACUCAGGUCAGUCGAACGUACUGCUGUGGAACUUACAGAGCAGGUCCGAUGAGACAGAUCAGUCUUGUUGGAGCAGUAGAUGAAGAAGUUGGAGAUUAUUUUCCAGAAUUUCUUGAUAUGUUAGAAGAAUCUCCAUUUCUUAGAAUGACUUUGCCUUGGGGUACUCUUUCAAGUCUCAGACUUCAGUGUAGGUCACAAAGUGAUGAUGGGCCCAUUAUGUGGGUAAGACCUGGUGAACAGAUGAUCCCAACAGCUGAUAUGCCAAAGUCACCAUUCAAAAGGCGCAGAUCUAUGAAUGAAAUAAAAAAUCUCCAGUAUCUACCUCGGACCAGUGAACCCCGUGAAGUUCUAUUUGAAGACAGAACAAGAGCGCAUGCUGAUCAUGUUGGACAAGGGUUUGAUUGGCAGAGUACAGCUGCUGUUGGAGUUUUAAAAGCUGUGCAGUUUGGUGAAUGGAGUGACCAGCCUCGUAUAACCAAAGAUGUUGUUUGUUUUCAUGCUGAAGAUUUCACUGAUGUAGUUCAAAGACUUCAGUUGGAUCUGCAUGAACCUCCAGUAUCACAGUGUGUUCAAUGGGUUGACGAAGCUAAGCUAAACCAAAUGAGACGAGAAGGGAUUCGUUAUGCCAGAAUCCAGCUAUGUGACAAUGACAUCUACUUCAUCCCUAGAAAUGUCAUUCAUCAGUUCAAGACAGUGUCAGCUGUCUGCAGUUUAGCUUGGCAUAUAAGACUCAAACAAUACUAUCCUGGGGCAGAGGAUUCUCAGUGUAUGGAAAACAUUUCAAAUAUGGACACGGUGAAACUGGAAAGUGAAGACCAAUGUGUACUUAUGAAAAAAGAGUCUGAAGAAGAAAGAGAAGUGCAGACUGCAACAAUAGCAUCACCACCACUGUUUUCACCCCUGUCAUGACUUGUUCUGCAACAAGAUUAGCUGGUUGCUCCUUCCAGCUUUUAAAACUAGAGUCAGAUCAGCAACACAAUCCACAGAAGGAUCAUAUACUCUUUCUUGUCUGAUAUGUACAUAAUCAUACAUUUUUAAACAGCUUUUUAAAAUUUUGAUGUGAAGUUAUAGUUUUAUAACUGGGUUAUGUUUUAUUGGAGAAAACUUGCCUAUAAUUCUAUAAAGAAAGGUGACAUUCCAAAAUGUCAAGCGUAUCUUUUUUACACAGAUUAUGCAAAGUUAGAGUUGUAUUUUAUUCCCUUAGUACAGCAUGUAGUAGUGGACUACAACUUUUUGCAUUUCUUUUUUUAAGGGAUGAGGUAAAUAAUUCAACAUCUCAAUACUUUUCCUUCAGGAAUAUCAAGUAUUUAACACUUGAUAAGUCUGAUAACUUUUCAUCUAUUUUAUCUUUAGCUUUCAGCAUAAAAGGGAUGGUUUCUGUGGCAGAUUCACAAAGUGACUCUCCCUCCCAUUCAAUUAAUGGCUUGAAUGAAAGAGAAAGCACAGCACUUUUAAUGAUCAAUGACAUUUGUAUGUGUGAGAGUUUGAAAGCCUGGAGGAAGCUCAAGUUACCAGCAGUGUAGAUUAAUCCUUAAUUGCUUAAGAAGACAUUCAGUAAGAAGUUGAUGUAUGAGAUUAGUUGCAGAGUGUAUGAUCUUGUUGAAAUGAAAUUACCGAUACAACUCUUUCGUGGUCCUCUGCUUUUAAUGUAUAUUGGAAUAUUUUUUUAAUAUCUUUCCGAACUGCAUAACUUAAUACACUAGUGUCUAAUGAAAGUAAUUGUUAGCAGUCUCUUCGAUGAAACUGCUAUCUUUGAGCACUUUAAGGCUUUACAAUAUUUAAACCAACUUGGUGGCUUGUUUAAUUCACAGUAGGCAUCUUAGAGGGAAACCAUCAACUCCUUCGCAUUGAGGCACUUAAUAUAAUAGGGCAGGCCUAUAUCUCCUUUAUUCUUUGAAAUUAUAUAUAACUGAUUCACAAUAAACUGUCACAUAAUCACAUAUGGAUUGCUACUUUUGCAAGUAAUUCUUGGAUUCCUUAAUGCUAUAUUGGAAGAUUAAACAGCACAUAUUAGUAUAUUCAGUAUAAUUGGCUAAUGUUAUUUAGCAUUCCUUUAAUAUUUCCCAGCAUUAAAUAGUUUCAGCUUUAAAUUCAUUGUAUACAGAACAAUGCUAGUUUUGAAUAGUAAAAUGAAAUUGCCCCCCUCAUAUGUAGGAUCUGAACUUUAUCACGAUUUAAUCAAAUUUAUUUGUAUUUUUUAAUCUGUUUUUAAUGUAGAAGAGAAUGGGAGUGCUACACCAAUGCAAGUCAAGAAAGCAGUCGUGGGAAAAAUGCAAAUAUUUGUAUGUUUGUAAUAGCAAUUACUUUGUGCAAUAUUGUUUUGUGUAGAUUAUAUGCAUAUUAGCACCUCAGUAUAGAGGACACAGUUUUAAACAAAUAGCAAAAUAAUCAGAAAACUUUGCAGUAUUUAGAUAGAACUUGUAUUACUCCUGAUAUAUACAUGUUUAUGUAUUGACUUUGGUGCAGUCCUGAAGACUAGUAGAAAAAUUUUCAACAAAUUGAAUUUCCAUAUUGAAGUGGUAGGGACUUUCUAAAUAAUCUGUGUAAAUAAGGUGUUUAGGUUGAAACCUUUUUACAAAAGGUAGUGAGUUCUUAUACAGGAGUGUAGCUUUUAAUGAAAAAUUCUAGACUGAUCAAUACUGGUUCAGAAAACCUCUGUGUACUCUUGCUUUUUACAUUUUUUUUACAGUUAUCCAGAAUUUUCAAAAGCUGUAGCUGGCUGUCCUAAGUAAAAUUCUUCAUAGACAAUAUGGGCUUCAGUACUUCAUUUACGUUUCACCAACUCCACAUUUUUGCAUUUUUCUUCCACUAAUUUUCCUCGUCUUCCAAACUUCAAUUUCCCACAGUUAAAGUUAUGUAAAUAACAAAUACAACUCCAGAUGUGUCACUUGGAUAUUUCAACUGCAUUGAAUUGCACUGUGUGCUAUAUGAUCACUCAGGAGUUGGAUUUAAAAAAUAAUUGAAUGAAAAACUGUUUAUUACUUCGCUUAUCCUGUUUUUGAAAUAUACAUUAGAAAAUUAUUUCAAAUUCUACAAUCUAGUAAGACAUAGAAUAAGAUGAAAAUAGUAGUUGGAAUCUAAACUUGCUCCUUUGAGAGCAGAAUGAGGUUUUUCUAUUGGCAGAGGGAACCAGGAUUCAGAGAAUCCAUUCAGCUAGAGGAAAAAAGUUUCCCAAUUCUCCGGAGCAUUUCUUCAUUAGGGGAGGAGAAGAAUUGGCAAAAGAAAAGAAUUGGCCAAAAUUACCAAUACCCAUUUUUUUUCAAUGUGAACUCCAUUGUGCAUAGGUCUGGAUCCAGUUCAAUAACCUUAAAGGGUUUUUUGUGUGCAUCACGUUAUAGCAAUAGGCUUACAGGAUAAGCCUUUUUUUAAAUUAAGAAACAACCUACUAAAAGUAUGUGAAAUGAGUAUUCAUGACUUUGCCAUUCAUGAAAGAUUAAAAAGAUUAAAUAAAUGAUUCUGAAGCAGCAUCCCACAUCUUUCCAGUUCAAGAGUUUUGUGUCAAAAUUUUAUGGUAUUAUGUAUAAAUGUAUUCAACUUACAUUUCAACCAUCAAAUAUAUUUUCUGUCACCUAUUUUGAUUUAAUAAUACAUAUAGUCUUUACUGCAAUUACUUUGGCCACAUCUUUACAACAGUUAAAAAGUAUGAAUUGUCACUAUUACUGCAUUCCCUAGCAAAUACCAAAGAAGUCUGGGCAUGAAUUUUGGUGUAUCUGCCAGGACUCUGCUUAUUUCUCUUUAUGCCUAUAGUUCACCUCAUACUGCUAGACUGUUUUUCCUAGAAACUCCUGAGAUUCAGAAUUUAAGUUUUUUCAGGAGUACGAAGAAGGCUCAGUCAGAAAGCCUAGUGCAUGCAUCUCACUCUGGCUCAGUGGUUAAGAUUCUUAUUAUAGGAACAGUUAAAAAAAAAGCACUACAACUGAUGUACUAAUCCAUGUAUAUUCUAGAGUAAGAAAGACCGAUACAAAUACUUGAGUGAAAAAUAAUCA
Molecule: messenger RNA, 5130 nt
Organism: Notechis scutatus (mainland tiger snake)
Lineage: Eukaryota; Metazoa; Chordata; Lepidosauria; Squamata; Elapidae
Gene: RSBN1
Product: round spermatid basic protein 1
Cellular component (GO): nucleus
Source: RefSeq, a predicted model, not a curated record